This is a messenger RNA of Spirodela intermedia, 13501 nucleotides long. NCBI's taxonomy places the organism in Eukaryota, Viridiplantae, Streptophyta, Magnoliopsida, Alismatales, Araceae. The record is from the annotation of a GenBank genome assembly.
AUGCUGUGUAUCAUGUGCCUUAAAAAAUUUCUGAACGUAGUUCUCUUCCCAGUAAUAUCUCCAAUAAUUCAUUGAAAGUUGAAGUUUUUGGUGCAAAUAUGUAAAACUCUGGUUGCCUCGCUUCCAUUUAUUCUCCUGAAAUCAACUUAAUUCAUAUAGUUUUAUUCAUUAUUAUUUUAGUUGAACCAUUGACUGAAAUGAAAGUGUUGCAAGUUUAUGAAAACUGUUUCUUAGCGGUUUAGCUUUGCUGAUGAUUACUGUCAGAAAACAUGAUAAACUUGAGAAAGAUUCCAUACGAAAAGGAAUUAUUAACUGACUACAACGGUAGCACAAAUCUUUAAAGAAGUGAAUGUUGGAUCUCCUACACCUUUGACAAAGUAAUGUUAGCGUUCAACCCAAAAGUUUCUUUAAUGGAUUUCAUUUUUGUUGUUACUUAUCUCGACUUUAUCCUAUGCUUAGGCCGUUCGCUUUGGAUAGAGAUUCACAUAAGAGCUUCAAUGGUCAAUUGCCACAUUUAGAUUUAGAGAACAGGGGCAGUGGAUUUGAUACAAGAAAAAGAAUUGGUAUUUUGACUGAUAAUUCUGAGUCAGGCAUAGGGUCAGUGGCAUUUCAAGGUUUGACUGACAUGAGUAUUUGUGACGAUGUGUUCUUGACUUCACCUGGAACGACACCUGCAAGUAAUAAAGAUACUGUGAGGCAAUCAACUCAGCUGCAAGCAGAGGUGUUUUUGCAAUCACUAAAGGAAUUCAUAGUCGAAAGACAGGGUUUCCUGGGUGAUGGCUGGCAUGUGGAGUUCAAGCAGUGGUCUAACAAUCAUGAUGCAUACGCUGUUUUUUGUUCCCCAGAUGGUAAUCGGUUUGAUUCGAUGGUUGAUGUUGCUCGUUAUCUUGGUUUAACGUCAAAGGUCACUUCUAUGGAUGUUGAUGAAAGAACUGAGGCAUCUGAUUCUCUGCAAAUGCCCUUGCCUCAGUGCAAAAGGAUGAAAGGCCUAGCACGACUUUCAAGAACAAGUAGUGAUUCUGAAAUGCAAGGAAUCAUGAUAAAUGGACAUCGUGGAGAUUCGUCUGAUGAUGAAACUGUAGAACCUUGGCAGCACAACACAACUCAAGAUGCAAGUGCUACUGAAUCUAUUCUGGAAGAGAAAAACUGCCCCUCUCAUCAGCUGAAUGUAAGUAUUUUGGAGUUCAUUAUAAUUUUUGAACUUUUGAUUAUUAGUUUCUGUCGAAUAAGAAUUACUUUUUCCUAGUGUUAAUACUUGGCCAUUGCACUUCCAGCUUGGUUUACCUGUUCAAUUCGCGGAUUUUUUUAUUAGCUCUUUGGGUGAAGUCGAUCAACGACCAGCAUAUCAUGAUACCCGUCAUAUUUGGCCCAUAGGUUAUACGUGCCAGUGGCAUGAUAAAAUAACUGGAUCAUUGUUUGAGUCUGAAGUUGCAGAUGGGGGUGAUUCUGGACCCGUAUUCAAGGUUAAACGACGUCCUUGCUCUCUACCGCCGAUUGGAGAUGGGAGAAUUGUUCUUUCACCAUCUGUUCUGGCUCCUUUAGAAGGUAGUGCACUUGAGGAUUUUUCUGACAAUGAUUCGACUCAAAUUCAAAUGUUAGUGUCAGAACCCGAUCCAUUUCAGCAAGAUUUCUUGUCCUGCCUCUCAAAUUUCUCAGAGAAUUGCUAUGAUCCAUCUAUAUCAUCAGCAGAUAACCAGAGAGCGGGCCAUUCUGAAAAUCCAUUGAAGAAUGAAAUUGGAGAGUUUCAUGUACAAGGAAGAUCAUCGUCUGCAGUAUGGAGAAAAGUAUCUCAGACUCUUAUCAAUUUGUGUCAUGAAGUUUACAGUCACUCAGGAAAUCUGAAGCUUUGUUGCACACAUGCUGUGUGUGGGGUAUCUUCAUUUUGUGAGGAUGUUGAGAAUGAGCAAAAGUUGAAAAAACUUGGUCCCUUGGCUAGAUUUUUUUGUGUUUUUGGCCCACGUCAAGUUCCGAAGGUAAUCAACUGUGAGAGUCAGCUGGAAGCUUCUUGUGAAUCAUUAGCAACAUGGCUAGAACAUGAUAGAUUUGGAUUGGAUAUGGAUUUUGCACAGGAAAUCAUAGAACGGCUUCCAGGAGCCCUUGGUUGCAGGAAAUAUAAAUUUUUAACUAAAAGGAGUUGUUAUCCUACAUCGAAAACGGUUGGUAGCGGUUUUCUGUCAGCUAAAGGACAAGCUAUGGAACAAUAUGCGGAGGAAGUGGCAUUGUCUACUCUGUAUGGACCCAAAAUAUCCACGGUGCAAGAGCAAGUUGAAGAGCUACAUUCAGCCAAGCACUUUCCUCCUGGACGACCUUUGGACAGUAGGUUUCCUUUAGAGCUGGUGGGUGAUGUUGUCCAGGUACGUAGAUGACACUUUUUAAAGGCUUCUAAGAAAAGCUAAAAAGCUAUUUAGAAACAAAGUUUUUUUUAUUUCACACCUCUUACUCUUCGAAUGUUUGUUCAGAUAUGGGAGUUUUUGUGGCGUUUCUUUGAGAUUUUGGGUUUGGGAGAGCCAAUAUCCUUCAACGAACUUGAAGAGGAGCUCAUUGACCCAUGGCCUAUUGGCACUGCUCGUCUUGAAACGUUUGAGAAAGAAAUCCAGGAAACUCGAGAAUUGUCUUCACAUUCAAGAGAAAUUGCUGGUAGAAAUUCCACUUUUGAAACUGAUUUGCCAGUUUCUGGGCAGCGUACACCAUUGUUUAUUCAGGUUGAGACAGGACCCAUGAGGGAGGCUUCUCUAGCUAAAAUGGCAUCAUGUACUUAUGGUAGAUGCACUGGUAACGUUUUGGCGAAGGUUCAUAUGUCACUUCUGAAAGUUUUGGUAGGUGAGUUGCUGUCGAAGGUCUCAGUGUUUGCAGAUCCUAGCUUCGAUCCUGGAGAAUCAAAAUCUAGGCGUGGAAGGAAAAGAGAUGUCGAUAAUUCCCUUCAGGCAAAGAAGGCAAAGAUUGACAUCCUUCCACUUAAUGCAUUGUCUUGGCCAGAAUUAGCGAGGAGAUACAUUUUAGCUGUCUUAUCUACAGAUCGAAGCCUAGAGUCUUCUGAAAUAUCUUGUCGUGAUGGACUAAAAAUCUUUCGCUGCAUACAUGGUGAUGGUGGGGUUCUCUGUGGGUCACUUGCUGGGGUUGCUGGUAUGGAAGCAGAUGCAUUGGUAAAUCUUUCGUAAGCCAUUUUCUUGAUUCGAGUUAUGUUUUCUUCCAUGAGAUAUUUCAGUUGCAAUGAUAGUUUGGCGGAUCAUGUUUUUAUAUUUCAUUUUUUUCUUAAUUAUCAGAUUAAAGUUGUUAUUCAUGAUGUUUUGUUGCAACGUUGUCAUUCCCUCCAUACCUUAGACUGAUCGAUUUUCCUGAAAUUUUGGAUCUCCUUAUUUGGAAUGCAAUAACUAAUCAGUUUUUUGGGUCAGCAUUAUCAUUGUUCUUAGAGAGUUUGUGAUUAGCGAUUCUUCGCUCAGUGAAACUUAUCUGAGAAAAUGCGAGGCAUGUUGUGCUAAUAUGACAUGGAAUCAUGUGAAAGAAGAAAAGAAAAAGAAGAGCACAGAAUGCCUAUGAUUUCUCCCGCAAAUGAUAGGGAACCCAACCUCCAGGAAAUCAUCAUCUAGCAAUUCCCUCAAGUCAUCCUUGUGAGAAGUGAGAAUUUCUUCUUUAUGAUUGUGAUGACACUUCUUCUUUCGGUGAAACUUAUCUGAGACAAUGCGAGGCAUGGUGUUUUAAUGUGGGAUGCAAUCAUGUGAAAUAAGAAAAAAUAAACUCACAGAAUGCCCUAUGAUUUCAUCUAGCUAUUCCCUCAAGUCAUAUUCAUGUGAGAAGUGAGAAUCUCUUCUUUCUGUUUUAUAGAAAAUGCACGAUGUCAAAUCCCCAGGUUGUCUGAUUAUUUACUUCCCUUGGAGAAGCUUUUGAACUAUCAUUUAGCCACAGCUGUCUCGAACUUCCUGUGCGUUUAAAUGCUUCACAGAUGAUUGCAUGCAUGAAAUGGUAAAGAAAUCUGAUGAUAGUCCGGAAACCUGUCUAAAUUUUGGUAAUAUUUUUCUUUUAUUAAUUAAACACCUUCAUCGAUCCUUCCUCUCUUGUAUGCUGUGAGAAGGUUUACUCUCCUCUAGAUGCUUUGAAAAAUGUUCCUUUGGUUCAUGGUAAAGUUGGUUUCUUUUUAUUUUAAUUAUGUAGAUAAAUGGCUUACUGAAAGCUAUUCACUAACUUACAUAAUUCUCAGCUGCUUGCAGAGGCUUACAAACAAAUUUCUGAUCCACUAAGAAGAGAGAAUGAUGCUUGGCCCGUGGAGGAUAAGGAUCCUGCUGUUGUUUCUCUUGCUGAGCCCCCAGUGAACAAUGGUCUAGGGACCCCAGAGUGGGCACAGCUUCUGGAACCAGUAAGGAAACUUCCCACUAAUGUGGGAACUAGGAUUAGGAAGUGCAUCUAUGAUUCUCUGGAGAAAGAUCCGCCAGACUGGGCAAGAAAAAUUUUGGAGCAUUCCAUUAGUAAGGAGGUUUAUAAAGGAAAUGCAUCCGGGCCAACAAAGGUAAAUCUUUGUUAGUUUUUGAAAAGAGCUUAUUUCCGAAAUUCUUGGUCUUUUAUGUUGGCGAAGGAUCUUAAGCUAACAAUACUUAUCCGUUAAUUGUUUUUUUGGUUUGACAGUUAUUUUUAAGUCAUCGGUAUAGAUUUAUGAGCACGUCCUAUUUCUCAAUGCUUUUCGCUGGGUGUACAAUUUUGUUUUUGUUUCUGGGGGCAUACUAAUCCCCUCCACUAACACUUUUAUGACGAAAUUGUGAUCUUGAUAAUAUCUUUUUUUAUCAAAUACAUAACUGAAUAUUGUCGACUGACCUAGCACAUUUUUUGGGAGCUCUUUGCUUUGUCAGUAUGGUUCUUACCUGAGGUAUAAAAUAACCAGAAGUUCCAAAGAAUUGUCUUUCAUAGAAGUUCAUAGAAAUUAUAAAUUGUUGAUGCUACUUUUUUGGUAAUCUUCACUAUUUCUUCUUGGGUUCACUCUUCUAUUAUACGACUUUGACAUAGAAUCAUGGUGUAAUAACCGAACAUGUGUACUGCGAAGUUUUAAAUUUGCAUUAAUCGAACCUGCUCGUGAUAAUACCUUAAAGUCAACAUAUAAUAACCAUACGGAGCUUUGAUACUUGAUGCCCUUAUUAUACUCUUCACAUUGUUUCAUUCAUUUGUUAGUGUCCCGCUUGACUGUGAAAACAAUGUCUAGCAAAUCCUGGAUGACUUACCUGGCUAUACAACCACCAGUUACCCUGGCCUCCUUCCUGGGAUUUGGCAAAGUUUCUGUGGUGAAAGAACAAUUUUGAAGCAUAUGAUUUGGAAGGUGUCUCUUAUCGAAAAUUGGUGGCUAUAAUAAAUCUGUCAUCAUAUUUCUGUAAAAAGAAAAAUAUGUGGAUAAAACAAGGAUUGAAAACAGGAAGUUCUUGCCAAGGCUUUUGGUUAUAAUUCAUGGAGAUGUUGCAGAACAGGGUGAAAGAGUCAAGGGUGGAAGAACAGGUUUUCAGCGGAUAAAUAUUGUGUUUCUUGGUCGGAUGUUUAUGCUACGUGUGGACACUAUAAGUUCUUACUCGUCAAUAUAAAUUGGAAUUCUUUAAGAUUUGCUGCAGGGCUCACUGUUCCAAGAGACAGUUUAAUUUUAUUGUUGCAAUGUACUUUAAAGAUUCUAAUUGUGUGGACUAUCCAUCUCUAUCAGCUUCCAUAUUCUUUUUCCAUUAGAAGGAUGCCUCAAGCUCGUCUCCAUUUAUGAUGAAUGCCAAUUACAUGUUUGUCACCCAUCAUGACGAAUGGUUCUUUGAUUUCUGAAAUUUCAGAACUUCCAUAAUUGUUAACUUUUACAAGUGAAUCAUUACAUUUUCCUUUAACAUCCACAAUUAUUUAACUGGAAAAUAUCAUGUUAUUGAUAGCCUCAUAAUUAACGUUCUUGUUCAUGUAAUGUAGAAAGCUGUUCUCUCCGUGUUGGAAGCAGUCUCUGGUGGAAAUCUGCACAGCAAACCCAUCAAGGGAAGGAAAACAAAGCAUAAUGAACCAAAGUCAGACGUCAUUAUGAAACAAUGUCGAAUUGUACUUCGCCAAGCUGCUGCUGCAGAUGAAGAUAAAGUUUUCUGCAACCUGUUGGGAUCUUCAAUGUCAAAUCCUAAUGAUAAUGAUGAUGAAGGGAUUCUUGGGUUCCCUGCCAUGGUUUCUCGUCCUUUAGAUUUUAGAACAAUUGAUCUGAGAUUAGCUGUUGGUGCAUAUGGUGGAUCCCACGAAGUUUUUGUGGAGGAUGUACGGGAGGUAUGCUUUUCUUUUCCACAGGAUUUCUAUAUGAAAUGGUCUAAUGAGUACUCGUAAAUUUCUACCUAAGCAUUGAAUGUACCUGACAUCUUAUUGGAGUAGUAGACUGAUAAUUUGGGGAGGACCGUUUAAUGAUUAUUUAUUUAUUUAUCAGUUUUACAAGGUUAUUCAUUUAUUCUAGAUUGUUUAAGAUGCCGAUUGAAAAGUUCCAUUCUUUAAUGGACCUCGGUGUUGUAUGACUCUUCCUCAAAAGGCUUGUUCCUUCCUGAUUGAUCAGUCUUGCAAUAAUUUUGAGUUCUUUCAAGGAUACAUGCUUCAUGUCAUAUGAUUUAUCUUUCAUAUGCUUAGUUCGUGGAAGAAACUGAUAAUGACUCUUGUAUAUGUUGGUGUUUGGUAGGUUUGGCACAACAUCUACAUGGCUUAUGGAGAUCGUCCUGAUUUGAUGGAAUUGGCUGAAAGUUUAUCAAAGAAUUUUGAGUCACUAUAUGAGAAACAGGUUUCAGUCUCUCUGGUCAUGGUUUUUUUCUUCUCUUCAUUUUUUAUUUCGCCUUUUCUUGUUUAUCUGCUUAAUAGGCUUACAGCUGUUGAGGCAUUAAUUGGUUAUUUUCACGUACUUAAUUUUUGCGAAUGGCUUUUAUUCCAAAGCUUGACGAGUUUCAAGCUUUUGCUAAUCCAGAGUAAAGUUUCUUUGACUUCUGUUAGCUCCUCUGUCUUUUAUUUUGAGUGGGUACUUGUAGUUGGUAGUAAAAAAAAAAAACUGCUUCAACGUCUUUCAUGGGUAUAGCAGGAUUCCAUGGGGACAUUCUUUCUAAUUGUGCUCAAGUACACAAGGUUCUUGAAAUCCGCUGCCGACACCACUGAAUUCUGGUUUUAUUAGUGGGUGGGAAAAAAAAGAAGAAGCUAAAUUUCACUAAAUAGAGUGGAAAACUGCACAGGCCAAAGUUCGCUUCCUCAGAAAUUUUGUUAAUCAUUAACAAGAUGAGGCAUAAACAUAUGCAAGAGAUCUGAUUAUUGAACUAUUCUUGUCCAUCAGAAUAGAUAUAGUGACAGCUUAUUAGACAGGAAUGAGGGCUUUAAAGGAAAAUACUGAAGUACCAUUUUGAUAUUUUGAGCUAUCAUUGAUAGGCAAAGGCUUGUAAUGGCUGCUAUACAGAUGGCCAGUCAACAUAAAUCCUGAAAUAAUCCUUUAAAUGUUCAAGUGAAAUAAAAAAAAUCAUGGAAUAUAUUUAUCCCAGUUGUUCUAUACCGGUGUUACCAAGACUUCUCGUCAGUCUUUGUUGUAGUCCUUUUCCCGGACAAAGUCUGGAGCCCAAGGUUAUGGAAUGGACUUUCAAGAGGAGUUGAUUGAGCAGCUUGAUAAGAUACUUCUACUCUCAGAAUAAUUUAUAUCUGGGAGAAAAAAUAGCUUAUCAUACUAUUGCAAUAUUAACCACUGGUUCCCAGAGUUCUCUUUCACAUGAGAUUUCUUAGUCUACUUCACAUAAGAAGCGUACAGUGACAUCUCCUCAAAAGGAUGGAGCCAUCAAAAGGAUGGAAGUGGCGUUGACCACUAGAUGGUGACCAGAAAUGAUGCCUCAUCCUCUUGUGUCCGUUUGGGUCAUGUGGAAUGAGUGGACAUGUAGCUGAUUUGGCGCGAAAGCUUAUUGUCUGAAAUGAUGUUUUAUUUAUUUUUCCUUUGGUGAGAAUUUUUGUAAUAGGCUUCUUGUUUUAUCAUGCUCGGUACCUUAUCUAAAAUUGUGUACACUGUCUUGUCACAACCCCUUAUUUUUUAGUAGCUCAUUGCAAACAUACCUCUUGUGUCUUGUCAUACAUUGUCCAUCCCACUCUUUUCACUCUUUGGGCAGCCCAGCCAGUAAAGCCGUCCGUAUGUCCCUGGUAGAUCAGAAAGUAGAAAUAAUGAUUUCUCAUCGUGUGUAUGAACAAAGUAAAAAUAUGGAAGAGGAGUCUGUAUCAUACUGAUUGUAUGGACUGCAGUUAUGUCAUAAAGGUAUAGUGCUGAUGAUUUGUAUGAGCCUAAUAAUAUCUGUUUUAAUGGUUAUCUAAACUUACCUCACCUAUCUGGAAAACUUUUGCAUAUACAUUUUCAUAGUUGUUGAAGGUAUCUAUAACCUUUUUUAGAUAUCUCACAAUUCAUUUUAUCCUAAAUUUUUCUUCCCAUGACUUGGUUCUUUCAAGUCUUGCUUGGUAAUAAAUAGCUUAGUUGGUUUCUUCAAUGUAGGUUCUCAGCCUGGUUAAGAAUUUUGCUGAUGAUACCAGUGUUGGAUGUUCAAAUGAUGAAGCUACGAGGAAUAGAAAUGACCUUCACCAUGCAAAUGAAGUUCCUAGAGCACCCUGGGAAGAGGGAGUUUGCAAAGUUUGUGGUAUUGAUAAGGAUGAUGACAGUGUUUUACUCUGUGACUCAUGUGAUUCUGAGUAUCACACUUAUUGCUUAAACCCUCCACUUUCAAAGAUUCCAGAUGGAAAUUGGUAUUGUCCUUCAUGUGUUGUUGUUCAGUGUAAAAAUCAAGGAUCUUCUCCUAGUUCCCAGGGCACUGGACGACAAGAACAUCGGUAUUUGGGAGAAUACAGUAGUAUGUUUCAUGAGGUUCUCAAUCAGCUAGUGACUUCUAUGGAAAAAAGAGAGUAUUGGGAGCUAAGCAUUGAAGAGGUUUGUUUACGCUCACAUUUUUACAUUUUGUGGUAUGCUGCAGAUUGGUACCUAUGCUUUAUGUUGUGACUUUUCAAAUUCUCGGGAAUAUUUCUGCGUUUCCUUUUUUAAGGUGAUUUCUUUACCAUUGUCAAUGCUCGGAAUCUGAGGUUUUUCUUUAUGGUCGUGCCUUUAUUUGACGUAUAUUACAAUUCCAUGCAAUGCAAGGUAGACAUUUUUUUUUUGACUUUCUUUUUAACUGAAAAUGUCAAGUUCCCAUUCCUUAUGUGUCAGAACUGUCAUAUUUUAUAUUGCUCUUUUGAAAGUAUUACCUAGUGAGAACAGAUGUAUGAUUCUUAGUGGGCAAAAAAUUGUGCAAAUGUGAGAGUUUUGUUUUUUACUUUACUAGCAGUGGUGAAAAGUAUGAUCAAUGAUCCUUGGGUAUAAGAAUGCAUAUUCUUGAAUCGUUGUUUUACCUGCAGUUUUUUCUCCCAAUGUUUUGCAAUCCAAAUUAUUCUCCAAAAUGCCUUUUGUACUGCUCCAGGCCGUGAUGAAUGCGUUUGAUUAAGGAGGUAGAAUGUGGAUCAAUUUGGAUUGGAGAAGACUAGAGGAAAUCUAAGUCACGUUGUAAGGCAGUAUUCCCAUGAGUCAUUCUCGUCUAUCUGAAUAGAAAACAUAGAACUUGGGGAUAAUAGAGUUGUGUUGGAGGGUGGUUACACAACAAUCAGGUGGAGGAUUGAUUGGGCUGUACUACAGUAUUUUCUGGUUUAUCGUAUUCAUCAUUUUACCAAUCAUUGAGCAAGAGAAUGCAAGAAGCAGGUUUUGUUUAUGUUCAGUCUUUUUUUCCUUUAGUAUAUAUAAAGAUUCUCUCGGCUUUUGCAUAUUUAAUGCACUAGUGGAUAGGAAGAUUACUGUUUUUUGUGAUGAAAAAAUCCUGAGCUCAUAUCGAAAUGAAAGACUAAGUACUCCAUGGGCGAAGUUCUCCCAUGUUAAAUGACGUACUUUAUUUUUAUGUAUGAAUUAUGACGGUUUGCAUGUAAUUUUAGCUGUUUUUGCUUCUUUGCCGCCAUUAUCAAAUUUCACUUAAGAUGAAAGGGUAAUACUCUAUUCGAUUGUCUUACUGACUGCCCUAGUGAUAAAAUUUCAGUGGAAAGGUGCCAUCGUAAACAUUAAGGUAGCAUCGUGAAAAACAAUUUUAGUGGCUAGAUAUGGCCAUCGAAAACCAAACUGUAUUCCAAACUCAAUUCUUUGGCUUUUUGUAGUUGUUUCUCAUAUAAAUACUGAAAACCUUUGGAGAAACUCUUGACAGAUAAUUUUUUUUGGGUGAUUGGGAUAACCUUAUUGAAUCUACCAGCCUUGGAGAAACGUUUGAUGAAUGAAACUUUUUGGGUGAUUGGGAUAACCUUGUUGCAUCGCCUAUACGUGUCUAUUCCACGGGAAGCACAAACGAUUGAGUAUUAUGUUUAUAUUUACAUAUUUAUCAAAUUUUAAUUUUGGAAUCACUUUUUCUCGUGGUUUUCUAAAGUCAUUUCCUCUUUCUCGGAAAUUAUAUUCCUAUGGCAUCUAAGGGCAUUGUUUCUGAUUUCAUGUUGUCUGCAGAGGACAUUCUUGCUGAAAUUUCUGUGUGAUGAGGUGCUGAGUUCCGCACUUAUACGUGAACAGCUUGAGCAGAGUGUGGAUACAUCAAAUGAGCUGCAGCAGAAAAUCCGCUUGAUCGUAGUGGAAUGGAGAAAUUUGAAAUUUAAGGAAGAUUUGUUGAUCAGAAUGUCAAAGGAGAUUUCAGGAAAGGUCAAUGGAACAAGUGAAUCCUUACGGGAUGAAGGGACAGCUAAUGUUAUUGCAACUGAUGGUAAAUUAAUCGGGCAGGAGCAUCAUUUUAGUAACAGGUCUGAUUGUCAGAUAUUCGUUACCGAAGAGAAUGGACAGAUUGAUAUGAAUAAGCAAGUCAAUGAGCUCUUCUGUAAGAGAUUCGUGUUUGAUAAACAUUCUAAUGCUAACGGUACUCGAUCAAGUAGCUUAAAUGAAUUUUCAGAUCCUAAGGUAUCUUGUGAUGAGCGAAAUAGUGAUGGUCUCGUCCCGAAAAAGAUGUUCGCUGGCGAAAAUCAUGCGUUAAUUCUGGAUGCUGACGGAGAUGACGGGUGCAGAGUGGCUGACAAAUCUAGCAGAUUAGUUUCCCAAAGUGAAAUUAGUGAUGAUAAAACACACAAGGGACAUUUGGGUGUCCAAGAAGUUACUGCUAAUGUUUCAGUCAUAAACUCUGUCAUACAUGUAGAAAAUGAUGAGAAUCUAUUACCAAUCACAGAAUCUGGCCCCAGGAACAUCAAUAUCGAAGAGAAUGUGCCUGUUAAAUCAACAGACCCUGCAAUCCCUGAAUCCAUGGUAGACUUGACGACUUCUGAUGACAAGAUCUCGCUGUCUUCCAUCAAUGUUUACGCCAAUGCCACAGAGUCGCAAACUUGUACAGCUAAGCUAAAGUCCCUAAAAAAUGAUAUCUUACGUUUGGAGGAAUCCUUUGCUGUUUUAGAAUCACAGCUUCUGAUGUCAACUUUACGCAGGGACUUCUUGGGCAGGGAUUCUUUUGGUCGAAUGUAUUGGUCCAUUGUUAGACCUUGUAAGCGCCCUUGGCUACUAGUUGAUGGAAACACGUCAGCCCAACAAAAUGGAGACUAUGGAGGCCCCUUUAUUGGCAGUGCAGGUGAUGCGUCAAAGAAGGAUGCUUGCAAUGUGCGUACAUGUGCUUCGAGAUCAUCCAAUUCUGGGCCAAAAGAUGAUACUAGGAAUUCAUAUCGUUUGGUCUUAUAUGAGUCUGACCAGGAAAUCCAUGAACUUGUUUGCUCUUUGAGGGAGAGUGAUCCCAGAGAGAGAGAAUUAAAGGAAGGCAUCGUGCAGUUGCAGAGACUCGGCAGUCACCAUGUUUCUAGUGAUACUCAAGUUAUAUCAAGGCCAUCUGGCAUGGACAGGGUGGCUCCACCUCAGUUGCUUACUAAGGCUGCGAUUUUACUUGAAAGUAAGUACGGCCCUUGUCUGGAGCCCGAAAGCAAUGAUGGUUCAAGGAAGCGUGCAAGAAAGUGUAAGAACUUUGAAGAGAGAAUGCGCAGAUGUGAGUGCUUGGAACCGAUCUGGCCUUCCAGACAUCACUGCCUCCAGUGCCACCAGACAUUUGGUACUCGAUUAGAACUUGAGAAGCACACCGAUGAAAGGUGCGCCAACCGUGUGCCUCCGGGUGAGAACAAGGAGUCCGGCGACUCUGUGAAAGGUAAAAUGGGACGAUCAGACAGUAACUAUCAGAAAGAAUCUCUCGACGAAACAGAUUUGAUUGGGGAAUCAAGGAGUGCUGUGGACAUCACCCCUAGGUUGCCUCAUUUUCAGAAUCAAUUAUGCCCACAUGACUUCAAGGAGAUCAGUCGUAGGUUUAUCCCCAAAGGUGCCAUCAAGGAUUUGGUGCAAGAGAUAGGGCUUAUUGGAUCAAAUGGAAUUCCUUCCUUCAUCCAACCCGACCCUCAAUCUUUUCUUGAUCCUUCUCUUGUGCUGGUUAAAAACGAGGGAUCCGAUGUGGUGCUGAUCUCCGCAGAAGGAAUGGCAGAAGGAGAUGCGCGCAUCGAAAGUGACGACACACUUGAGCAAUGCAGAAAGACGCCAGGUGAUGCUGAUUAUAUGGAGAUAAUGGAAAUAUCGAGCAUGCCAGCGCGUUUGAACAAUACGCUAAACGGCUCUUGCAAAGAUAAUGUAUCAGUGCCGGGCAUCAAUCACACCUGUAUUGUUCCAGAGUCAUCAUUGAGACCUCUUGGAGGAAAGGUUUCUCAGAUCCUGAAGCAGCUCAAAAUAAACUUGCUUGACAUGGACGCUACCUUACCAGAGGAGGCUCUAAGACCAUUGCAGGCUCUCUCAGGGAAAAGACGUGCAUGGCGUUCUCUUGUUAAAUCAGCAGAAUCGAUUUAUCAGGUGAGCUGAGCUGAGCCUAUCUAUAGAUUGUCCAUUUUUCUAUGCAAUUCACUUGAUUUGUUCUUCAUGCCCAUCAUCACGGUUGCCGUUUGCAUAAGUACUGUGUUCUUGAGGCGCUCCUGGUACACAGUUCGAGACAUAAUGUUCAGGAUUAAUUUAAUCCUCUUCUCAAAUUGUUCGUCAUUUUUUUAGAUGAGUAGAGACGUUCGUGAAUGCCUCUUCUGUCUUUCGAAUUCCUUUCUUAAGUUAAUGAACUUGUAUUGUGCCAAAAAAGGAAAAAAAAGAUGUAUUCAUAUGCACAUAUAGCUUGAUCUCCCCUGAUUUCCAUAAUCAUCACUGAAGAAGUGCCCAUCUUCUCUAGUUAAGUAAAAGCAUGAAUGAAACAUCCCUAGGCUGAGCCUCCCCCUUUUUUUCCAUGUUCCUCAUGGGCAGAUGGUUCAGGCUACUAUACUGCUGGAGGGGAUGAUCAAGACUGAUUACUUGAAGAGCGGGUGGUGGUACUGGUCCUCGCUCACUACUGCGGCAAAGACCGUCACCAUCUCCUCUCUCGCCCUCCGCAUCUAUGCCUUGGAUGCGUCCAUUGUUUAUGCAAAGACGGCAUCAGACCCCGGCAUGGCGGAGAGUGUGAAGGCGACUCUGAGCAGGGCAGGGAGGAAGAAGAAGGACAUGGAUGGAGGAGCGUAG